UGCGUCCAGGCUCAAGAACUUGAGAAUCAGCGCUUCCGUUUUUGUCCGUGGAAUGAGACCCGGACGCAGAUCUCGUGCUGGCAGGAACCAUUCACCCGCUAGUGAGGGUGAUGAUGAGCAUGUUCCUCGUGGGUUGUUACGGACCGUGGAGCGGUUGUUUGAGCGUUUUGCAGCGGCACUCCCCAAUCCUAGGACUGACUAUACUGUGGAGCGUGCCAGACGCCAUGGGGCGUAUACUUUCUCUAGUGCUCCUACGGAGUCCGUAGCAGGAGACUGGAUUACCCGCAUGGAGAGAGUAUUUGAGUCCUUGGGCUGUCCAGCUGCUAGGAGGGUUCCUUUGGCUAUUGACCUCCUAGACGGGGAUGCAUGGCUUUGGUGGCAGGGUACCAGGAAUAUGGGUUAUGACCCAACUACCAUGACUUGGGAAGAGUUCAAAACGGAGUUCUCAAAUCGGUACUAUAAUCAGGCAUCCCAGCACCGUCUCCGAUUUGAGUUCAUGCAGUUGAAGCAGACUGAGGAGAUGACUGUGUUACAGUAUGAGGAGCGUUUCAUUGCUUUGUCUCGGUUUGCCCCUGAGUUGGUGGCGACAGAAAAGUUGAAGGUUGAUCAGUUUAUCAAUGGCCUUCUACCUGUAUAUCGGGAUUGGUUGGCGCCUCAUGAUUAUCCGACUUUUAAGUUAGCUGUGGAGGCUGCUAUGAGGUGUGAGGCUAGAUAUCUGGACGGUUCCCGACCUUUGGAGAUUGGCGGUCCCAGUCAGGGGCCAUCUAAGAGAAUUGCCUCUAGUUCGGGUUCUGCAUCGUCAUCAGGCAGUAGACCGAGCAGUUCAGAUUCUAGCUCUCGUCAGCGUUUCAGGGGACGCUUCAGGAGGCCUGGGCAGACCGGUAGGAGACAGUCCAGGGGUGGCACUGCUAGUUCCAGUGGAGGCUUUGGUAGACAGGCGAUUCCGAGAGACUAUCCCCAGUGUGCUACUUGUGGUAGACACCAUGCAGGCCCGUGUCAGGCAGGCGUGGGGACUUGUUACCAGUGUGGCCAGUGGGGUCACUACAGGAGGGAAUGCCCUCAGUUGACCCAGGGAGUCUUCACUACUACUAGUCAGAGUAUGGGUCAGACCUCUGUGGGUGCUACUAGUUCAGGCUCUCAUGGCAGUUUAUCAGGCAGGAGCAGCACUCAGUCGGGUCGUGGACAGAGAGGGCGUCCAGUGACCCAGGCCCGUCUUCAUGCUAUGACCCAGCAGGAGGGUCGCACUGCACCGAACGUCAUUAUGGAAGGAGUUUGUUUAGAGGCGGACUUGAUUCCAUUUGAGUUAGUGGAGUUUGAUGUAAUCCUCGGGAUGGAUUUCCUACGGAUGCAUCAUGCCUUGGUGGAUUGCUUUUGUAGUACUGUAUUAUUUCGGAGUCCGGGUAAGCCAGUUGUCACCUUUUAUGGUGAACGGGAGGUUCUCCCAUCUUGCAUAAUCUCAGCUUUAACUGCUAAGAAGAUGUUGAGUAAGGGUUGCCAAGCUUAUUUGGCACAUGUGGUGAAUUCAAAUGCCGAAGUUAUGGAUCUUAGCCAAAUUCCUGUUGUUGGUGACUAUCCAGAUGUAUUUCCAGAAGAAUUGCCUGGAUUGCCCCCGGUGCGAGAGAUAGACUUUACCAUUGAUUUACUUCCAGGUACAACACCCAUCUCUCAAGCACCUUAUAGAAUGGCACCGGCGGAAUUGAAAGAGUUGUAUGUACAGUUGCAGGAGUUAACGGAUAAGGGAUUUAUACGACCUAGUGUAUCUCCCUGGGGUGCACCUGUGUUGUUUGUGAAGAAGAAAGACGGUACUUUGAGGCUUUGUAUUGAUUACCGGAAACUAAACAGGGUGACUAUAAGGAAUAAAUAUCCCUUGCCCCGCAUUGAUGAUUUGUUUGACCAGUUGAAGGGUGUCAGAUUUGUUUGGUCUGAAAAUUGUGAGCGGAGCUUCCAAGAACUUAAGAGUCGGCUGACUAGUGCUCCAAUUCUAUCCUUGCCUGAUGAUAGUGGGGAGUAUGUAAUUUACAGCGAUGCCUCUAGACAAGGCUUGGGUUGUGUUUUAAUGCAGCAUGGUAAUGUGAUUGCUUAUGCUUCUAGACAGUUGAAGCCACAUGAGUUGAAUUAUCCCACACAUGACUUAGAAUUGGCAGCUAUUGUACUUGCUCUUAAGCUAUGGAGGCAUUAUCUGUAUGGAGCCAGAUGUCAGAUUUUCACUGACCAUAAGAGCCUCAAGUAUGUGUUUACACAACCGAAUCUAAAUUUAAGACAACGAAGAUGGAUGGAAUUGAUUGAAGAUUAUGAUUGUACCAUUGAGUAUCACCCCGGUAAAGCGAAUGUGGUGGCGGAUGCACUUAGUAGGAAUCCAUCCGUGACCUUGUCAUAAUUAAGGGCCACUCGAGUACCCCUAUUGUCAGAGUUGAGGUCUACGGGGGUUGAGUUAUCGGUUGAUGAGGUUGGUACUCUGGUGGCUAGUUUUCAUGUCAGACCAGCAUUUAUUGAUAAAAUACGGGAAGCCCAGCCUCUUGAUCCAAGAAUUGAAGGGAUUAAAGAAGGUGUUCGUGGUGGUUGGCAACUUGAGUUUUCUAUUCGAAGAGAUGGGACAUUGAUGUUUGGGAAGAGACUUUGUGUUCCUAACGUUGAAGCACUUAAACGAGAAAUACUUGAUGAAGCUCAUAACUCCGCGUAUGCCCUGCAUCCUGGUGGUACAAAAAUGUAUCGGACUCUCAAGGAGUACUAUUGGUGGCCAAACAUGAAAAGAGAAAUUGCAGCUUUUGUGAGCAAAUGCCUUGUGUGCCAGCAAGUGAAAGCGGAAAGGCAAAAACCGUCGGGGUUGUUGCAACCUUUGCCAAUCCCAGAAUGGAAAUGGGAACAUCUCACCAUGGAUUUUAUUUACAAGUUACCUCGUACGCAGGAUGGUAAUGAUGGUAUUUGGGUGAUUGUAGAUCGACUCACCAAAUCAGCUCAUUUUCUGGCGGUUAAGGAAACCUUUAGUUUGGAUAAACUGGCAAAGUUGUAUGUGGACGAAAUUGUAAAGCUUCAUGGUGUCCCUGAGUCCAUUGUUUCUGAUCGUGAUGCUCGAUUCACAUCAAAGUUUUGGAGGAAAGUUCACAAAUUUAUGGGAACAAAAUUACAAUUUAGCACUGCUUUCCAUCCUCAAACUGAUGGACAAUCUGAGCGGACUAUACAAACUUUGGAAGACAUGUUGAGGGCUUGUUCUCUACAAUUUAAAGGAAGUUGGGAUAAGCACUUGGCUUUGAUGGAGUUUGCAUAUAACAACAGUUACCAUUCGAGUAUUGGUAUGGCUCCCUACGAAGCUUUGUAUGGGAAACAGUGUAGGACCCCUUGUGUUGGGAUGAAGUGGGAGAAAGACAACUUAUUGGUCCAGAGAUCGUUGAAAUCACAACAAAUAAAGUCAAAGUGAUCAGAGAGAAACUCAAGACGGCUCAAAGCAGACAGAAGAGCUACGCAGAUAAACACAGGAAGCAUCUUGAAUUUCAAGUUGGUGAUUGGGUAUUUCUGAAGUUAUCUCCUUGGAAGGGUGUGGUAAGGUUUGGUAAACGAGGAAAACUAAGUCCAAGGUAUAUUGGUCCCUAUGAGAUUGUGGAACGAAUUGGUCUGGUUGCUUACCGCUUGGCUUUACCUCCACAACUAUCUCAAGUACAUGAUGUAUUCCACGUCUCCAUGCUUCGCAAGUACAUCACUGAUCCUUCACAUGUGUUACCAGCUCAACCCAUUACACUUACAGAAGAUCUAACAUAUGAAGAAGAACCAGUACAGAUCCUUGAUCGUCGUGAGCAAGUACUCCGAAGUAAGAUUAUACCUUUGGUUAAGGUAUUAUGGAGGAACCACCUGUUUGAAGAAGCUACUUGGGAACCAGAGGAUCAAAUGAGGCAACAGUAUCCACAUCUUUUUUCUUGACAGGUAUAAUUUCGAGGACGAAAUUUUAUAAGGAGGGGAGAUUGUAAUGCCCCGUACCUAUUAAUUACUUUUUACCGUGGUUGACCGAGGAGUGACUUUUUCUUUAGUCCGGUAAAUUAGGAAAUUUAUUUGAGAUUGUCGUAGAAUACGCAAAAUCGAGUUCGUGGACACGUAGUUUGUUUAAAUUGGAUUUAUAUCGGAAAAGUUAUGACCAAAAAUAGAAAUUUCUAUUUUUGGCAUGACUUUUGUUUGUGAGUUUCUUUUAGUAGAAAGCAAGAAAUAAAACAGAUGGAAGAGAGAGAAAGGGAAAGAAUCAGAAAAAAAUUAAAAGGAAAGAGAGAGAGCACGGGUAGAACCCGAGUCACCCCCUCCCAUUUUCUUUUUUCUUCUUCCGUCGCUGCUCUUCCCUUCUCCGGCGAAUUCGUCGCCGUCCGGCCACCCCAAGACGCAUCGUUGGGCACGGCGUGAUCCUCUCUUCCUUCUCCUUCUAGCUAUCUUGUUUUGGGCUGUGGAGGAAGAAUUGAAGGUGUUUGGGGACGUGAACAGUAGCGUGAACAGUUCCAUCCGAGUUCUUGAGUUUGGGUUUGGAAUUUCCAGCUUUUUCUGCUUGUUUUGGAUGUGAUUGCAGGACGUACUGAGCCCUCGAGCGAGGAGGACACAGACAGGCAGCAGGGUUAGCUGCGGGAUUU
Rosa chinensis is the source of this 4601-nucleotide messenger RNA. RefSeq lists its product as uncharacterized. Gene Ontology annotation, molecular function: zinc ion binding; nucleic acid binding. The transcript is spliced from 5 exons. Lineage: Eukaryota; Viridiplantae; Streptophyta; Magnoliopsida; Rosales; Rosaceae. The record is from RefSeq and is a predicted model, not a curated record. The coding region runs from base 53 to 2377 and encodes 774 amino acids.